Messenger RNA from Cuscuta campestris, 2375 nucleotides. Lineage: Eukaryota; Viridiplantae; Streptophyta; Magnoliopsida; Solanales; Convolvulaceae. The record is from the annotation of a GenBank genome assembly.
CCUAAAUUCUACGCUAGUUUAGUGUUUUGACUUCAUUCUUGAGAACCGAAUCUUAAUAGAUUCUCAUUGUACCUGAAACACUUAAACAAACGUCAAGCUCUUAUAUUGUUUGUUAACAUCAAAACAUGAGACUUAGCAAACCAAGGCUAACAAGUAGGAGGGUAUUUAAUGCAUUAGUUGAGUUUCGAUUUAUGAGACGGUAUUUAUACCACUUCACCUUGCACGCUCUAAGCACUUCAUUUGCACGGUCUAAAGUGUAAGGAUGUCCAAAACAACACAAAGUGUGAUAUGGAAUUCUCUUGACAAAAUUGAUAACAGUCGCACGACAUGGAUCCUAAAGUUGCGGGCUAUACACGUUUACCACGUUCUGGCUUGGGCGAAGGGAGACGAUUCCAUGGAAGUCAUCUUCCAUGAUGAACAUGGUACAAGGAUUCAUGCUCAUCUUAAAAGACCCGAAAAGAAGAAAUUUGAAAACCAAAUUGUGGAAGAUGGUGUCUUUGCGAUUCGAAAUGUUUUUGUUCAUGGCAAUUACCAAUUAUGCAAGACAACCUCUCACAAAUCUUUGUUGGUGUUUUACACCAAGAUAGAAGUGAAAACUUUGAGCGAAAGAGAUUUUCCCAAAAUGAACUUGCCCAUGCAAGUUGAUGAUGCAAGUGCUUCCACCACUUUGAUGUUACUUGGGGAGAAUGAAGAUGAUGUUGGUCCUGUGAAAAUCACCCCGCUAAAGACUCUUCUUGACACAAAAAAGCCUGGAGCUUACUAUAUUUUGCCAAGAUUUCUUCUAUUGAGAAUACACCGGAUUGGUGUUAUUUGGGGUGCACUGACUGCAAUAAGAAGGUUAUACCAGACCAUUCUCAGUUCAAAUGUUCCGGAUGUGAUCUCAUGAUGGCCCAUGGAGUGUACAAGUACGUUAUAUUUUAAAAAUUCAAUUCCAAAAAAAAAUUAAACUUUAAACAUAAUUUUUCUCGAUCUAACGCAUGUUUUAACUAUAAUGAACAUGUAUAAGGUGAAUGUUCAUGUCUUUGACGCCACUGGCCACACCUCUUUCAUUCUUUGGAAUAGGGAGUGCAAUGAAAUUUUAGGUGCAAGUGCAUUCCUCUUUAGAGAGCUUAUGCUUGAGGUUUGUAGAACCGAAUAUGAAUUCAUUUUCUUAUGUAAUUGCUUACUUGGUAGUCUUUUCAACUGAUUCAUUAUCAUUUCUUGCCUAGCAGAGAAAAAUGGACCCUAAUUUGUUCCCCACGGAGUUGAAUCAUUUAAUCGGCCAGAAAGGUUUGUUCAAUGUUGUCUUGAAGUCCGAAGGUGGGAGUCCACACUGAAUGGGCCCUAGGAGUUUUGGUGUUCGAUCUUUCGUUACGGAUUCAAAAAUUCUCAAGAAAUAUGAACAUUUGGUCGAAAAUGUUAUUGAAGAAACUGUUGAAGAUGGGGUGAUGAUUUGUGGAAUUCCCUAGAGGACCUAAGCCAGAAAGUUGGAGAAGUGGUCUCUAAUUCUAUUUUCAAUAUAUUAACAUGAGAAUAAACGCAAGUCAAUUUCUUUACUUAAUAUUCUCUUUUUUAUCGUAGAUCGGUUCAAAUAACCCAAGUUCAGGCCAAACUGAGGCCACUUCCCACCGGAAGAUCGACGCAAUUGAGAGCGGGGAUCCGAUCAAGCGGCAACACCUUGAUAAGUUAUCGACCACAAGGUCAAGAGGGAGGCUUUGAAAAAGUGAUUGUAUAAGAGCGAUGGAAACAAAUGAAGCAACGUAAUGGAUGAAGGGCCCUAUGUUUUUGAAUUGUUGGUGUAUGACUCAUUGAUAAGAUAGAGGAAUUAAUUACAUAUACUUUUUAAUAAACCAAGAAAUCUUUUAAAAUCUUCAAUGAAUCUUGACAUUUAAUACAUGUCAUAUUUAUUGGCUCAAUACAAAUACACACUCUUCAAGGAGUAAUACAGUUGUGGCUUUGCAAAGUUUUUAGCAUUUUAACAUUUCAAAAGAGUCACCCUUUUUAAUACCAAAAAGUAUACAUUCACCUCCCACGGUUGAAUGUAUUUUAGAGUAUCAAGAAAUGUUUUAGUCUUUCAUGGAAUUACAUGUAUUAUAUGCUCUAAACUGGAAUUGAGAAGUAUGUGGCAUUAAUGACAUUAACUUUUUAAUAAACCAAAAAUCUUUUGAAAUCUUCAAUGAUCUUUGCAUUUAAUCCGACCUUAUCAUUUAAAACAUGUCAUAUUUAUUGGCUAAAUAAAAUACACACUACUCGAGGAUAAUAUACGGUUCUGGCGUUUAUAGGCUCAAUAAGAAUACGCACUAUCUGUGCAUUAAAUGCAUUAAAUUUUCGUGUUUCAAUGGUGUGGAAUUUAUAACAUUUACUUUUUAAUAAACCAAGAAAUCUUUUGAAAUCUU